CCCGCUGAUCCUAAUAAUAACAACUCGUUGAAGCGGAGCAUCUGUAAGCGAAGCCGUGAUGGAGUUAAUGCUAGAGUCACUGGACAAUAAGGAUUUGCUAAGACUGAUGCACAUAGUGCGUAGUCGAGGCUUGGAAGGCGACCAUGGGUCAUGGGACGAGUUCAUGAAAUUUAAAUUCCCAAAAUACCAAACCAAGUUCCUUAUUCCUGCAAAAGUGUACUCAUCGCUUUCUUCCUGAGCCUCCAAAAGAAAGAUGACAUUCAGUUAUUACAAGCCUGGGUUCUUAAUCCCAGCCGCUUUCUGGCUCGUUUGCUCUCAAAGCAGUCUACUCUUUCUCAUAGUUUGUUAGGCCUGAGGAGACCUAUAGAGCCGAGUUAUUAUUCAAGAUGGCACACCCUAGUUAAAACCUCUCUAGCUCGCGAAGACUAUCCUCUGGAUUACUUCUUGUCCCCACCGUUUGAGGAUUGGGUUGUUACUGGGAUCGGAAGAAACAAAAGCAGAUCAAAAUAUUUCGAGAACAUCGAUGCAGUUGCUCUUUGUUGCGAUAUGGUUCUUUCUCAAGAUGAGAGUGAAUCUCACUCUGUUAGAGUUGUUGCUAUUAACUCUGAUUUCAAGGUGAUUAUUGAUGAGCUCUUUACACCGAGUCAUAGUCAUGAAGCAGUAGUCCAACAUCUUGAGAGUGCCUCCCACACUCUCUCUCUUGCAGAUAUUCAGGAGAAACUUCUUAAAUUACUCUCUGUGGAUACUAUCAUGGUCGGUCACUCUCUUAAAAUGGACCUACAAGCACUCAAGUUGGAUCACACCAGAGUAUUAGACACUUCACUUGUCUUCAAAUAUGAUUACUCUGGCGAGCCUCCGAAGGAGGAUAAUGGAUACUUUGAGACAUGCGUUGAGUUUGAAUUAAUUCAGCCUCGAAGGCCUUCUCUUGACUUUCUAUGCAAGUCGAUACUGGGAUAUGUAGAGCCCCCAAACACUUGCCUUCAAAAGGCAGAAGCUGCAAUGAAGCUUGCCCUUGCAGUGGUGGAGAAAGGUGCAAAGACUUCCAUUCCCUUGACUGAUGAGAUGUUGACGAGUGACAAGUCUACACUCUUCCUUCCAAAGCGAAGAUCCAAAAAGUCCACCUAGCUAUGGUUUCUAUAAAAUAUUUAAAUGGUGUAAAAGAAUCCCUUUUUCUUUUCCUUCUUUCGUGUGCGCCUAAACUCUUUUAUUUAGUUGAACUCUUAUAUUAAUUAUGUCUACUUUUAUAUUGAUGGCAACAACAAGA
Molecule: messenger RNA, 1264 nt
Organism: Raphanus sativus (radish)
Lineage: Eukaryota; Viridiplantae; Streptophyta; Magnoliopsida; Brassicales; Brassicaceae
Product: small RNA degrading nuclease 2-like
Exons: 8
Coding region: 547-1125 (192 amino acids)
Cellular component (GO): nucleus
Molecular function (GO): exonuclease activity; nucleic acid binding
Source: RefSeq, a predicted model, not a curated record